This is a messenger RNA of Caenorhabditis bovis, 579 nucleotides long. The record is from the annotation of a GenBank genome assembly. Lineage: Eukaryota; Metazoa; Nematoda; Chromadorea; Rhabditida; Rhabditidae.
AUGACGUCGCGCUUCAGCAUUGAGGAUCUUCUACGCGGACAAUCGUCGGAGCUUCUUCGCGAUCAUGUCAAAAUGCUAAAAGGCGACGACAGCGUGACGACGCCAUCAUCGUCGUCUUCCGAUGAGUGUUCUGAGAAAUCGGCGGCGCCGGCGACAAUUCAUAUCAAAUCGGAUACGAUUCCGCUCAUCACCUCCAUCGAUCAGCAGGUUCCGUUUUGGCUCGCCGCUGCCGCAUUCCCGCUCGAGCAAAGUCUUCUUCUCGCCCAACGCAAUGGUAUUUUUCCCGGAAUCUGGACCGAGCAAAUGAGACUCGCGAACGCGACAAAGGCUUACAGAAGUUCGCGCAGAAAGGCUCGCACUGUGUUCAGCGAUCAGCAACUGCAAGGACUCGAACGCCGAUUUGAAUCGCAGAGAUAUUUGAGCACACCGGAACGCAUCGAAUUGGCAAAUGCCCUCAAUUUGAGUGAGACACAAGUCAAAACCUGGUUUCAAAAUCGACGAAUGAAACACAAAAAAGUGGUUCGAAAAGAUGAGAAUUGCACCGAAAAUGAUGUGGAAAAUGAUAAUGAAAGCGAUUAA